CACCCUCGAUUCAUGAUCCUAUUACAAGAUGUCGGAAAUCAUAUCUUAAUGGAAGUGGUUUAGGAAAAACAAUGCGUGCAAUUCGAAUUUUCAAAAAUAUAAACAUGGUUAUAUUUACCCAUACAAAUGCAUUAGCUAAAGAUUUUCGAGAAAAACGUGAUAAUGAAGUAGGAGAGUGGACACCUGAACGCAUGGGAGAGAAAAAAUUUUCACGAGUUGUUAUUUGGGAUAAGACUCCCUCAGAUCGUAUAUUAUCAGCACAUCGCCUAUCUCGAAGAAUUGCAUCGCAAAAAUACCUUGAACUCCAUCAUAUUAAAUAUCCAGAUCUACCGGUUCCACUAAUAUAUAGACCAAGAGAUAGACGUAAACAAAACUGCUUCGUUUCAAUUUCUGGUUUAUCUGAGAAACAAGAACUAGUAAAAAAUGAUAUAGUACAUUUACCAUUGAAUACACUUUCUAAAAAGUUUAUAAAAGAUAUAU
Molecule: messenger RNA, 480 nt
Organism: Racocetra persica
Lineage: Eukaryota; Fungi; Glomeromycota; Glomeromycetes; Diversisporales; Gigasporaceae
Source: the annotation of a GenBank genome assembly